This is a messenger RNA of Pollicipes pollicipes, 812 nucleotides long. RefSeq names its product plasma kallikrein. NCBI's taxonomy places the organism in Eukaryota, Metazoa, Arthropoda, Thecostraca, Pollicipedomorpha, Pollicipedidae. The transcript is spliced from 5 exons. Gene Ontology annotation, biological process: proteolysis. Gene Ontology annotation, molecular function: serine-type endopeptidase activity. Bases 68 to 682 code for a protein of 204 amino acids. The record is from RefSeq and is a predicted model, not a curated record.
CUGACGGGCGGCUGGUUUCAGCCCGCUGUUCGGGUUCACCAUCCCGCCCGUUUUCUGGAUCGUCAAGAUGGGCCACAUUGAGCUGAGUGACAGGCAGCCGCCGCACCUGGCCGGCGUCUCCAAGAUCAUCACGCACAAGUACUUUGACGCCAAGACAUGGAACCACGACAUCGCGCUGGUGAAGCUGCGGGAGCCGCUGGCGUUGGACCAAAUGACUGGUGUCAACACCGUCUGCCUGCCGGGUGCCAGUGCCAGCUUCGAGGGCCACCUCUGUCACGUCACCGGCUGGGGCAAGGUCACCGAAAAUGGUUCGGAUUCCGAGCUACUUCAGAAGAUUGCCGUGCCGGUCAUUCCUUACAACGACUGCUAUAAAAAGUACGAGAGCAUCAACCCCAUCACGCCGGGCAUGGUGUGUGCCGGCGGCGACCAGCCCAACAAAGGCCCUUGUGUGGGCGACUCGGGAGGCCCGCUGCAGUGUCGGCGCGAGGACGGCGCCUGGGUCCAGAUCGGGGUCACCAGCUGGGGCGUCGGCUGCGCUCGACAAAACUACCCCAGCGUGUACGUCAAGAUCUCAGACUACGUUAACUGGAUCUACUUCCACCUGGCGAAGGACUACCUGGCCGGACUGCGCGCCGCCCGUACGCCCCGGGCACCGCACCGGACUGACGGCCGGCCGUUGUGACCCGGUGUACUGACGUCACGCAUCGCCGCCGGUGGCCGUGGGUGAUGGGCUGAGCCGUUCGAGUGAGGAUGAGUGGCGAAGUGACCCGUCUGCCGGACGCGGCGCGGAAUGCGCCGUAUCACCGCGGCGG